AUGCCUUGCGUGCAACUCAACUCCGAAUCUACUUUCCCAGCCCUUCGUGGCAUUUUUGUCAAGACCGACCUGCGCACGAAAUGCCUUCUUUGCGCAGCUAUCCUUGUGGUCUUACCAUUGGAAAUCCAUCAUCUCCUUGCCGCUUUUGCUGGCGCUGCCGGCUACAUGUUACUACAGAUGCUCGAGCCGGCUGUCCAGCGACAGCCGGUGAAGCCCCGUGCUGUGAAGAAGGAGCGCGCCGUGGCCACUCCGCCCCCCACGCCCCUUCCCGAGCGCCGGCUUCCGCGACGAGGCUUCACAGCUGCUGAGGACGAGAAGUGGAGCCAACUUCGUUCCAAGGCAACGCCAACCGUGCAGCCGCCGGCCGUGAAGCCGGAAGUCCGCCGUCCCAGCGUGAUGCCGGUCCAGGCCCCGCGAUUCGCUGCCAGCGGAUUUGAGGCCGAGGUCGUUGAACUCCUGACUACGCUGCAGCCGAACGAUGCGAGCCGUGCACAAGUCCAGGCCAUCGCGAGGGCAGUCCGUCGUGCUCUGGGCUCCGCACUGCCCGGCGCCACCGUGGAGGCUUUCGCCACGGCGAACCCCGUCUCCGGAACUGCUUUUGGCGUGGCUGUCCCUGAGGUGGAGGUCGUGGUGACACUGGACGCGAAGGCGACUUCCGGCGAAGGUGGGAAGCUACAGAAGUCGAUGAUCCGCACCUGUACCGACCGCCUGGUCUCCCAGGGAUCCUUCAAGUUCAGGCGCUCGGCUUUCCGAGGCUCGGAGCCCAAAGUGACGCUCAUCGCCCCAGCGGAGGAGGGCAGCAUUCCCUUCAACUUGGCCGUGAACGCCACGACGCCCGGUCGCGCCGCGCUGCUCUUCGAGGCCAGCUCAAGAUUGCACCCCAAAGCCGGCGAGCUGAUUCUUCUGGUGCGCCGCUGGGCCAAGGAUCGCGGCAUCAGCCACGCUGCUAAAGGCCACCUGUCGCCUUAUUGCUGGAUGAUCCUGGCCACCUACUACCUGCAAGUGGGCCUCGACGAGGAGUGCGGAGAGCUGCUGCCACCCCUGAGCGGCCUCUGUGCCGGGAAGAUGCCGGCCCCUCUCGAGAACCCCGAGAAGACAACGGUGACUGCAGCGCAACUCCUCAAAGGCUUCAUGAACUUCUACGCCGGCUUUGCCUGGGGUAAGGAGGUGAUCUCUGUCUGCAAAGGAAAACGCACCUGGCCAUCUGCCUCCCGCCCUGCCCACGUGCUUCUGCACGAGGAUGGCAAGACCAAGCAGCCCGGACCCAACAUCGAGGAUCCCUUCGAGACGACGUCGAACUUGGGCACCUGCAUGCACUGGCUCAGCAUGAGCCGCCUCUCUGAGGAGCUGAACCGCUCCAAGAAGCUCUGCAGUGGAAGCGUCUCGCUGGCCGAGUUGCUUGAGCCCUGGACGCCACCCGAACAGCAGGAGGAGUGA
Messenger RNA from Symbiodinium sp. CCMP2592, 1437 nucleotides. NCBI's taxonomy places the organism in Eukaryota, Dinophyceae, Suessiales, Symbiodiniaceae. The record is from the annotation of a GenBank genome assembly.